Bombyx mandarina (wild silkworm) is the source of this 3513-nucleotide messenger RNA. RefSeq names its product DNA polymerase gamma, catalytic subunit tam (gene tam). Gene Ontology annotation, molecular function: DNA binding; DNA-directed DNA polymerase activity; 3'-5' exonuclease activity. Lineage: Eukaryota; Metazoa; Arthropoda; Insecta; Lepidoptera; Bombycidae. Gene Ontology annotation, cellular component: gamma DNA polymerase complex; mitochondrion. The record is from RefSeq and is a predicted model, not a curated record. Gene Ontology annotation, biological process: mitochondrial DNA replication.
UUUACACAACAUUAAAGCGUAAGAAUUUAGAAAUUCAGAAUGAAAAUACUAAAUAAAAAGAUAGCAUGUAUUAAUUUGAAAACGCACAGCUUUUUAAAUAAAGUUAAUGUCGGCAAUCAAAGAUUCUUAAGUGAUGUUCUACCGACCACAGAAUUCAAAGUUUUAAAGAAGCAAAAGAAAAGUAAUGAUAUCCCAAAUGUAAAUAACGAAGAACCAAGCCUAUCUAGCGAAUUGAGGGUUAACGAAUUUAAUAUACAGAUGAUUUCUAAGAAUAUAUAUGAGCAACUGUUUAAAAAGCCCAGUUCUUCACCAGAUCCUGAGGUUAUCAAAAGCUGCCAAGAAAGUUUACUCCGACAUGGCAUAGAUUACAAAAAGUGCAGUAAUUAUUUACCUGAUGUAACUCUUAAAUUGCCCAAAUUAGAAGGUCAAGAUAUAGUGGAGCAUUUUCAUAACAUUGGUGAGAAGCAGUGUGCUCCCUAUAGGAGAUUGAUAAAAGAUUUGGCUGGUGCAAGACUGCCUAAUUUACCAAAGAAAUGGUCUAAAACCUGUGGUUGGAGUAGAUAUAAUAAAAACACAAUCGAAGCAAUACCAUGCCCUCCAGAUGAUGCUCUUAUAUUUGAUGUAGAGGUUCUUAUGUCAGCAGGCAAGAGACCCACAUUAGCAUGUGCGGUUUCGGCCAAUGCAUGGUACAGUUGGGUCAGUGAACCUGUUGCCAAUGAGGAAACUCAUAAAUACUUCGAGAGUGUUAACUACGAAGACCUGAUACCUCUGGAGACGGACGGCAUUAAUCCUUGUGGAGAUCUGCAAAGGCCUCGCAUAGUCAUAGGCCACAAUGUUUCUUACGACAGAGCCAAGAUUAAGGAACAAUACUGGCCAAAUAAAACAGGCGUACGUUUCAUGGACACGAUGUCCAUGCACACGUGCGUGAGCGGGGUGACCAGCUACCAGAGAACUGUCCUGAAGACGAAGAAAAAGGAACCAGAUCCCUCCGACGAAGACUGGAUCGAGAUAAGCUCCUUAAAUAGUUUAUCUGAGGUCCACAAGCUGUACUGCGGCAGAACCGUAGACAAAGCGACGCGAGACAUCUUUGUGGACGGUACAAUGCAAGACGUCCACAGUAACUUUCAGAAACUAAUGAAUUACUGCGCUGCUGACGUCAUCGCGACACAUAACGUACUAAAUCGCCUACUGCCGAUGUUCUUAGAAAGGUUCCCGCAUCCCGUGACGUUAGCGGGGAUGCUCGAAUUAGGUAUGGCGUACCUCCCUAUAAAUUCGAAUUGGACUCAGUACAUAGAUUCGGCUGAAACAGUAUUCGAGGAUAUGAAGCUUGAGUCGCGUCAGUUAUUGUCUUUGAAGGCCGAUGAGGCGUGUCGUCUUAUGGAGAACGAGGCCUACAAAAAGGACCUCUGGAUGUGGGACCAGGACUGGUCGGUGCAGAAAUUAAAAUUAAAAAAACAAACAAUCAAAAAAAAGAACGUUGUCGCCGAAGUAAGAACGGAAGCGGAUGUCGAAUGCACUAAUCGAAAAUUGACCAAUGAGAGCACAGAAGAAGUCUCAACUGAAGAAAAAACAUUUGAUAUUCUGAACGAAGAAUACAUAGAUUACGUUGAAAAUGCUAACAGGAUCAAAGGUACUGGUGCAGAUCGAACGGAAGCAGAAUUCAAAUAUUUGUUCGAUCUCGAGAAGUUGUUGCCAGUUAAAAGGCCUCUGUUGCCCGGAUAUCCGGCUUGGUACCGGAAACUGUGCACGAAGCCCGGCAAAGAUCCGGAUUGGGCGCCUGGAGCCAACAACAUCACGACAAGUAUGCAGAUAACUCCAAAACUCCUGCGUCUAUCCUGGGAAGGUUACCCCCUACACCACGUAAAGUCUGAGGGCUGGGGCUUCAUGGUUCCAUUCAGCAGGGAGGUACGCGACGAGGAGAACCCUCGCCUGCCUCUCGAGCAGCUGUUGGAGAAAUGCCCUUUGCUAUUCAGUAAGGGAGAAGUGGAUACUGAUUUGUAUGUACUACCGAAGACUGUUGAGGAGGACCUCGGCAGACGGGCGUACUACGCGAGAAAGACUAUCGAAGAGAAGGCUGCUGCUAAUCAGUACCACGGCCUCGGAGUGUGGUGUGGCAUACAGCUGCAAGGUUGUUGCCAUUUUUUGAGACUACCCCACAAAGACGGGCCGAAAUACAAAGUGGGGAAUCCCCUGGCGAAGGAUUUCUUGGACAUGUUCAGCCAGAACGUGCUCUCCGCUCAGGGGAACGAAGCUGAAAAGGUCCUGUCGUUCGGUCGCAUGAUGUCGUACUGGCGCAACAACAGGGAGCGCAUAAUGGGCCAGCAGGCCGUGUGGCUUCCGGCCCGGCUGCAGCCCGCGGGCGCCUCGCAAUGCGGGGCCAUCAUACCGCAGGUCGUGGUCGCCGGCACCCUCACUAGGCGAGCGAGCGAGCCGACCUGGAUGACGGCGAGCAACGCGCACCGCGAGCGCGUGGGCUCGGAGCUGCGGGCGGCCGUGCAGGCGCCGCCCUCCGCGCGCCUCGUGGGGGCCGAUGUGGACUCGCAGGAGCUGUGGAUCGCGUCGUUGCUGGGAGACAGCUCGCUGGGUGUGUGCGGGGGCACGGCGCUGGGCUGGGCCGUGCUGGCGGGGGACCGCGCGCGCCACACCGACCUGCACUCGCUCACGGCCGCCGCGAGUGGCAUCUCCCGGGACCACGCUAAGGUCAUCAACUACGCACGGAUCUACGGAGCCGGUCAAAACUUCGCGGAGAGAUUGCUGAAACAGUUCAAUCCGACUAUGACGAUAUCCGAAGCCAAGAGCAAGGCGGCUAAGAUGUUCGCGACCACCAAGGGCAAGCGGAUCUACACGCUGAAGAAGCAAUACAUGGAGGGGUUCAUGGACGAAGACUUGGAGGGCCAGGCGCUCGAGAUGAACAGUUACCAGGCGACGAGGCUCGCCAAGCUGACAGGGAGGCCAGUGGAGGAUAUGUUCGACAGGCCCAAGUGGGUGGGCGGCACCGAGUCCGAAAUGUUCAACAAACUGGAGGAGAUCGCUGACUCGGCGGCGCCCCGCACGGCGUUCCUGUCGGCGCGGCUGUCCCGCGCGCUGGAGCGGGCCGCGCCGCGCUGGGCCGCCACGCGCCUCAACUGGGCCGUGCAGAGCGCCGCCGCCGACUUCCUGCACCUCAUGCUGGUCAGCAUGGCGCAUCUAGCUCCGGAAGCCAGGUUCUGUCUGAGUUUCCACGAUGAGGUUCGUUACUUGGUUCCCGAGGAGCGGAAGUACGAGGCGGCCCUGGCACUACAGAUCACUAACUUACUCACGAGAGCAUUCUGUUCGCAAAGGGUCGGCAUAAACGAUUUGCCACUCUCGGUGGCGUUCUUCACGUCAGUCGAAGUCGACCAAGUGCUGAGGAAGGAAUCCAACAACAGCUGCGUGACGCCGUCGAACCCUCACGGCUUGGAGAAAGGAUACGGAAUUCCGAAUGGCGAAUCCUUGAACAUAUUCGAUGUGUUGGAAAAAUGUAAAAUAAAAUAA